Messenger RNA from Cheilinus undulatus (humphead wrasse), 7522 nucleotides. RefSeq names its product collagen alpha-1(XIV) chain-like. Lineage: Eukaryota; Metazoa; Chordata; Actinopteri; Labriformes; Labridae. The transcript has 48 exons. Gene Ontology annotation, molecular function: protein binding. Gene Ontology annotation, cellular component: interstitial matrix. Bases 119 to 5710 code for a protein of 1863 amino acids. The record is from RefSeq and is a predicted model, not a curated record.
AGUGGAUCAGAGACGGAGGGGAGCGGAGAGCUUCUGCUACAGCUGUGAGGAGAGCUGCGGAGCUGGAAACGUAUGAUCUGAGAAGGUGUGUGCUGUCCUCCUUUCUGCUGCUUCCAGGAUGCAGUUCGUAGUCAGACUGAGCCUCUGCCUGCUGGGCUUGGUGUUUGUCUCGCUGUUCCCUCAGCCAGCGCGGGGCCAAGUUUCAUCCCCACGGAGGUUUCGCUCCAAAGUCCUGAGCCCCACCAAGCUGCACGUAUCCUGGAAAGAGCCAAAGGGAGCGUUUGACAGCUACAAGGUCAUUUAUAUAACACAACCAGGUGGAGAGCAGAAGGAAGUGGAGCUUUCCAAACAGGAAGCCAAGCUGGUUAUCAACAACUUUGACUCCUCUAAAGAAUACAACUUUAAGAUAUUUGCAGUCAGUGGAGGACGGCAGAGCAAACCUCUACAGGCCAAACAUGAAGCUCAGCGAUCAGGCGUGGAGAUGGUUCAGUCUCAGAGGGCACCAGACAGCGGAGUUACCGUGGAGAACAACGAGAUCUCAGAAGCUGAAGAGUUUACGUGCAAGACUUCGGCCAUUUCCGACAUCGUCAUUCUGGUGGACGGCUCCUGGAGUAUCGGCCGCAUCAACUUCAGGCUGGUCCGGACCUUUCUGGAAAACCUGGUCAGAGCCUUCAAUGUGGAGUUUGACCAGACCAGGAUUGGUCUGGCUCAGUACAGCGGAGACCCUCGGAUUGAGUGGCAUCUUAAUACUUACACCACCAAAGAGGCUGUGAUCGACGCUGUGAAGAACCUGCCGUACAAAGGAGGAAACACUCUGACAGGUCUGGCUCUAACGUAUAUUUUGGAGAACAGCUUCAAACCCGAGUCUGGAUCCAGACCCGGCGUUCCAAAGAUCGGCAUCCUCAUCACUGAUGGGAAAUCUCAGGAUGAUGUGAUUCCCCCCGCUCAGAGCCUGAGGGAUGCUGGGAUCGAGCUGUUCGCCAUCGGUGUGAAAAACGCUGACGAGAAUGAGCUGAAGGCCAUCGCCUCUCCUCCCGAGGAAACUCACGUCUACAACGUGGCAGACUUCAGCGUGAUGAGCAGCAUCGUGGAGGGUCUGACCAAGACCGUCUGUGAGCGAGUGGAUCAGCUGGACAAGCAGAUCAAAGGGGGCGGCGAGCCGGCCCCUCCUCCCACCUCUGUGGCUCCUCCCCGAGACCUCAAAACAUCUGACAUCACAGCUCGCAGUUUUAGGGUGACGUGGACCCACGCGCCGGGCCAGGUGGAGAAAUACCGCGUUGUUUAUUACCCAGCCAGCGGAGGAGCACCAGAAGAAAAGGUGGUGCAGGGGACGGAGAACAGCGUGGAGCUGAACUACCUGAACUCUCUGACCGAGUACCAAGUGGCCGUUUUCGCCAUCUACCGCAGCUCCGCCAGCGAGGCUUUGAGAGGGAGCGCCUUCACGUUGGCCCUGCCCAUGGUGAACAACCUGGAGCUCUUUGACAUCACUCACAGCACCAUGAGGGUCAAGUGGAAGUUAGCCGCCGGGGCCACUGGGUACAUGAUCCUGUACGCGCCGCUGACCGAGGGAGAUCCUGCAGACGAGAAGGAGGUGAAGGUCGCAGACUCGGUGAACGAGGUGGAGCUGGAAGGACUGACCCCGGCCACAGAGUACACGGUGACGGUCUACGCCAUGUACGGAGAGGAGGCCAGCGACCCCAUGACCAGCCAGCAGACCACACUACCGCUGACCCCGGCGAGGAACCUUCAGAUCUCAGACGUUGACCACAGCUCUGCAAGACUCACAUGGGACCCCUCCUCCAGGAAGAUUAGAGCUUACCGCAUCAUGUACGUGAAGACCAAGGGGGUCCAGACCACUGAGGUGGAUGUCGGCAGUGUGACCAGCUGGGUGUUAAAGAACCUGACCUCCCUCACAGAGUACACAGUCGGCGUGUUUGCCCUCUAUGAUGAAGGACAAGCUGAGGCCGUGACGGACAGCUUCACCACAAAGACCGUCCCCGACCCGCUGGAUCUGAGGAGCAGCGACAUCUCCACGGACAGAUUCAGGGUGUCAUGGCAACACCCGGCUUCUGACGUGGUGUGGUACCGACUCACCUGGACGCCCACAGACGGAGGAGCUAGUGACGAGGUUCUAGUAAACGGAAACGUGAACACCUACCUGAUAACAGACCUGACCCACCUGACGGAGUACGAGGUCCUCCUGGCCGCCAUCUACGACAACGAGAUGGAGAGCGACGAGGUGAUGCUGGUGGAGACCACGGCUGAGAGGACAACCACCAUCGCUACAACCACCACCACCACAGCAGCUCCUCGCUUCGGUGUGAAUAACUUAAAUGUCGACGAGGAAACCACCUUCAGCAUGCGGGUGUCCUGGCAGCCCGUCGACUCCAGGAACGUCCGACAUUAUCGCCUGAGCUACAUCAGCGCCAGAGGAGACCGGGCCGAGGAGACGAGGACGGUGCCCAGCGGUCAGAGCAGCCUGGUUCUGCAGCCCCUUCUGUCAGACACUGAGUACAAAAUCGCCGUCACCCCAGUUUACGCCGAUGGAGACGGGCCGACAGCUUCGAAAAUGGGACGGACACUUCCUCUCACGGCUCCUAGAAACCUGCGUGUGUCAGAGGAAUGGUACAACCGCUUCAGGAUCAGCUGGGACGUCCCGCCAUCACCCACCAUGGGCUACAGAGUCGUCUACCAGCCUGUUUCUGCUCCUGGACCGGCUCUGGAGACGUUUGUGGGCGAGGACGUGAACACCAUGCUGAUCGUCAACCUGCUGAGUGGGACCGAGUACAGCGUCAAGGUCAUCGCCUCGUACACCACGGGGUCCAGCGAUGCCCUCACGGGCCGCGCCAAGACCUUGUACCUGGGCGUGACUAACCUAAGCACCUAUCAGGUGAGGAUGACCAGUAUGUGCGCCCAGUGGCAGCCUCACCGACACGCCAGCAACUACAGAGUGACCAUCGAGUCUCUGCUCAACGGUCAGAAGCAGGAGACGAAGCUGGGUGGAGGAUCCAGCAGACACUGUUUCAAUAACCUGAAGCCCAACACGCAGUAUAAGAUCAGCGUUUACGCUCAGCUGCUGGACGGGACUGAAGGACCCGCUGUCACCGUCAACGGGAAGACACUACCCGUCCCGACUCCGGCCCCGACCAAACCCCCUACAACCACACCGCUACCCACAAUUCCCCCUGCCAAGGAAGUGUGUAAAGCUGCUAAAGCUGACCUGGUCUUCUUGGUCGACGGUUCCUGGAGUAUCGGCGAUGAAAACUUCCAGAAGAUCAUCAAGUUUCUUCACAGCACCACUGGAGCUUUAGACCAGAUCGGACCUGAUGGCACACAGGUGGCCAUCGCUCAGUUCAGUGACGACGCUCGCACUGAGUUUAAACUCAACUCUCAUCGUGACAAAGAGCAACUGCUGGACGCCAUCAACAAGAUCUCCUACAAGGGAGGAAACACCAAGACAGGUCGCGCCAUCCAGCACGUGAAGCAGAACAUUUUUACACCUGAGGGGGGAGUCAGGAGGGGGAUCCCAAAUGUCUUGGUGGUCCUGACAGAUGGACGAUCCCAGGACGACGUCAACAAGGUCUCCAAGGAGAUGCAGAUGGAAGGCUAUAUCGUGUUUGCGAUCGGCUUCGCUGAUGCCGACUACGGCGAGCUUGUGAGCAUCGCCAGUAAACCCAGCGACAGACACGUGUUCUUCGUGGACGACCUGGACGCCUUCAAGAAGAUCGAAGAGAAACUGGUGACGUUCGUGUGUGAGGCAGCCACGGCCACGUGUCCGUCCGUACCGAUGAGCGGCAGCACAACACCAGGUUUCCGUAUGAUGGAGCUUUUCGGGCUGGUGGAGAAUCGCUACAGCAGCGUCUCUGGAGUCUCCAUGGUGCCCGGCACCUUUAACACCUUCCCCAGUUUCCACCUACAUAGUGACGCUUUCCUGGCCCAGCCCACCAGGUUCCUCCACCCUGAAGGCCUGCCGUCUGACUACACCAUCACCCUGCUGUUCAGACUGCUUCCUGACACUCCUGAGGAGCCGUUCGCCAUCUGGGAGAUCCUGGACAAGAACAACGAGCCACUGGUGGGAGUCAUCCUGGACCACGGAGGAAAGACGCUGACGUUCUUCAACAACGACUACAAAGGAGAGUUUCAGACGGUCACGUUUGAAGGGCCUGAAAUCAAGAAGCUUUUCUACGGCAGCUUCCACAAGCUCCACAUUGCAAUCAGCAAAACCAGCGCCAGAGUGUUCAUGGACUGUAAGAUGGUGAUGGAGAAGAACAUCAACGCCGCGGGGAACAUCACCACAGACGGCACCGAGGUCCUGGGCCGGAUGGUUCGCUCCAGAGGGAACAAGGACAACUCUGCACCGUUCCAGCUUCAGAUCUUCGACAUCGUCUGCAGCACGUCCUGGGCCAACAGAGACAAAUGCUGUGAACUUCCUGGUCUGAGGAAGGAGGUAGACUGCCCCGCCAUGCCCAAAGCCUGCACCUGCACCCAGGACAGCAAAGGCCCCGCCGGCCCCCCUGGAGUUCCAGGAGGACCUGGAAUCAGAGGAGCCCGAGGAGACCGUGGAGAGCCGGGUCCUGUGGGGCCAACAGGUCCUGUGGGUGAUAUUGGCGUACCGGGACCUCAGGGACCCCAAGGACCCCAGGGGCCCAGUGGGCGCUCCAUCAUUGGAUCCCCGGGUCCUCCAGGAGAGAGAGGACAGAAAGGUGAUGCUGGACCACAGGGACCUCAGGGCAUUCCUGGCAGACCUGGAACCCAGGGACGAGAAGGACCAGCAGGAGUCCGAGGACUUCCAGGCAAAGACGGACCACCAGGCAGAACGGGUCCAGCAGGAACUAUCGGGACCCCAGGAGCUCCAGGAGCCCCGGGAAACACAGGUCCUCCAGGAAAACAAGGACAGCUGGGACCACCGGGUCCUCCUGGAGGCAAAGGAGAGAAGGGUGAACGGGGUGACGUCCAGUCCACAGCUGCGGUCGAGGCCAUCGCCCGUCAGGUGUGCGAGCAGCUCAUUCAGAGUCACAUGUCUCGCUACAGCUCAAUCCUGAGCAAUGCUCCAAGUCCGCCCAUAUCCAUCCGCACUGUCCCAGGACCCCCCGGAGAGCCCGGCAGGCAGGGAGCUCCAGGAGCUCAGGGAGAGCAGGGACCCCCAGGGAGACCCGGUUUCCCAGGACAGAAUGGACAGAACGGGCAGCCGGGAGAGAGAGGCCAACCAGGAGAGAAAGGAGAGAAAGGAUCUCAAGGUGUUGGAGUCCAAGGACCAAGAGGACCUCCAGGACCCCCUGGUCCUCAGGGGCAGGGCAGACCUGGCAGUCAGGGUCCCACAGGCCGACCCGGGAAUCCUGGAACCCCAGGUCGACCUGGGGUUCCUGGACCUGUGGGCGCUGCUGGACCUCCAGGGUACUGUGACCAGAACUCUUGUGUGGGCUACAAUGUUGGAGAGGGUGAGGAUGUGACUGACCGAGGCGUUAUGUCCGCAGUCCAACUGCCGCCCAACGUCUUCCAGAACUACGGCGAGGUAGAGGAGGACGACCCGUACCGAUACUACCAGCCUAACUACCCAGCUCCGCGGCCGGUGGCGCCCGGCGACCCCGAGCUCCUCCAGGACGACGCGGAAGUGAUCUCUCCCGGCGCCUACCGCAGCGUCCGGAGCGUAAAGGAAGACGAGGACCAACUGGGGCCAAAGAGGAGGCUAAAGAGAGGACUCAUUCAAUGAGAAGAGGCGUGAUUGGUGGACGGAGGGCUGCUCGUGGUUUCUGAUUGGGCGGUGCGGAGUCGUCAUGGACUAAUCAACAAGUGCCUGAUGUAGAGGAUUUCUUAUGGACAUCGUAGAGGGGCCGGGGUGGGGACUAUUUUAACUCAUCUAUGCUAAGUUUGAUGUUGUUUUGUUUUUGUUUAAUUAAAUCUAAAUUUUAUAUUUCAAUUUUUUAUUUUUUUCUCCCAAAACUGUUUACUCUUCAGCUCUCUCUGUGAUCAGAUUUCUUUUUUAUCCUCAUACAAUUGGAGAAAAGUAGCCAAUCCUGUUUCAGAUUUUUAUUAUUUACUAAGUCGGUUAAGUGCCUCCUAACGGUGCCGGAAUUUUAUGGAAGAAAUUUGGGCAUAAAGAAUGAUAGAAGUUCAAUAUAGCAUUUAAACAAAGAGACACGUGACGGCUCAGUCAGUCAGGAACACUGACAGAGUUUUAUGUUCUUUGGUUGGCGAUACACAGACUGAAUUCAGUCGCUUCACUUCUGACGUUGUGGCUGCAGAUCAGGCACAUCAUGAUGAGAAAAUACCUGAGCUCUCAGGUGGGAUUUAAGACUUUAAGGUGUGAUUAGAUGGGAAUGGGAGAACUGUGAAUGUGAAAAGUUUGGUGGAAUAGAACAAAAAUGAAACAGCUAUUUGUAGUGAUUUGGCACUCUUUAACCAGUUUUUGUAGGGACUCAGAGAAAAUGACCAUCCAUUCUUACUUCUACUGUCUGCCCUGUUUAUCCCAGUCAGAGUUUAUGACAGACUUUUGUGUCUUUAGCCAAAAUGACCAGCAGUCCUCCAGAACUCGAGCCAUGUAGAACAACCACAGGACAUAUGCUUUAGAUCACAGAUGUGCAAACUAUGGCUCAAGGGCCAGAUGCGGCCUAUUGUCUAUAUUUGAUUGGCAAAUUCUAUAAAUAAAGUGAAAAUGGCCCAUAUCAGAUCAUAAAGCUGGUGCUUACUGUAUUGUACUGCUUAGUUUUAUCACAGGGUGGUGCUGCCAUGCUAAUUCUGUAGACAAACAUUUUGACAUGUCAAAUUUAAUGAUGUUUUUUUUAGGACAUUUUAAAUAGUAAACAUAUUUCCAACCAAAAUAAUAACAAUAUCUUGAUUCAUGCAGCAUAUAGAAAUACUAGAGGCACUCCAAAAGCAGUGAUAGUCAGGGCCAACCAGGGCACCUUAAAAUCUGAUUGGCCAUCCCAAAAUCCUUAAAUAGAUUGUCUAUUUGCCUUUUCGGCCAUAAACUAUCCAUUUAAGCAUACCCAAUUACUAGCAUGUUUUUUUUUAAUGUAUUUUUGUUUUUUAUGCCUUUAUUUUAUAGAAGAGAACAGUUGAUAGAGGCAGAAACAGAGAUGAGCGAGUCAGGGUAAGACAUGCGUGAAAGAGGCCACACGCCAGACUUGACCCGGGCUUCAUGGGGCGCAAGCUAACAGCUAGGCUAUCUGCGGCCCAAUGAGCAUGUCUUAGAUUGGUAUUACUACCUUUAAUAUCCUCAAGGGGAGGCAUAUGAAAGCGACCCCUCCGUCCUUUAUAUAUAUAUAUACAUAUAUAUAUAUAUAUAUAUAUAUAUAUAUGUGUGUGUGGCCCUCAUUGGAAUAAGUCUGGACAGCCCUGUUUAGGUGGCCACAUGUGAUAAAUAAAUAACCUGCAUUAACAGCAGUGAAAACACGGAAAAACACAAAUGUUGUGAUCCAGCAUCAUGGCUGCACUAGAGCAGGGCUGGGGUCACAUAUUUCUGUCCAAACCUGACCCAAGUCUGAGACAGUAGACACCCGACAGUAAUGAUGGAAAAGUCAUU